AUGCAAGAAAAGCUUCAUCAAAACAAGAUAAUGCAUCUGAUGUUGGAGGAGGAGGCUCAGAAGGUUUCACUACAUUCACAGCUCCCAAACCUUCAAGGGAGCUUAAAUCAAGUGGUUGGGUCAACUAUUCUGAAAAAAAUCCUCCGGAAUUGGUCGCGGUCCCACCGCCGCUUCGGUUUCCACUGCCGGACGGCCCGCCGGAGACAUUCACAGUCUAUUCGUGAGGCAACAAUUGUGGGAUUCCGAUCUGGCAAGUUUAUGACACUAGUGGCCACGGAUGUUGCAGCAAGAGGACUUGACAUUAAUGAAUCCGAACCACCGCGUGAUGUUGAAGACUACAUUCACCGAUCUGGGACGACAGGAAGGGCGGGAAAUUCGGGUGUUGCAAUUACACUUUAUGAGCCUAGAAAGUCAAAUAUUUCAAAAUUAGAGAGGGAGGCAAGUGUGAAAUUUGAACACAUAUCUGCCCCUCAACAUACUGAUAUUGCUAAAGUUGUUGGUGGUGAUGCUGCAGAAGUUAUAAUUCAAGUUGUUGAUUGUGUGAUCCCUGUUUUCAAGUCGGCUGUUGAAGAGUUGUUAAACAAUUUCAGCCUAGCACCAGUACAGCUUCUUGCAAAGGCACGUGCCAAGAGCAUUAGGUAUACUGAAAUCAAGCACAUGUCACUCGUAUCAUAUAUGGAAAAUAACAUCACAUUGCAUCUUGAGGCUAGAAGACCUGUUUACACACCUUCUCUUGAGAAGGAUUAUGGAAUGAAAUAUAAUCCAUAUGAAGCAGGUGUUGAUGUUUUCUUGUUUGGAUACGUUUUUCACUUGAAGAUUUUACAUAAGAGAGGCCUAAACUUGUUUAAUGGACAAUCUGAAAGUUAUCAAGUAAAGAGAGUUUCCUCAAUGGUAGCAAGGAAAGAAUUAAGAAUGUUGAAGCUGAGAUGUUGGAGCUCUUAGAGAAGCUAAGGACAAACUCGAGAAGUGAGUUGAAGAGCUGACAUGGAGAUUAGACUUUGAAAAACAUUUGAGAGUAUAUUUUUU
Messenger RNA from Lactuca saligna, 1026 nucleotides. The record is from the annotation of a GenBank genome assembly. Lineage: Eukaryota; Viridiplantae; Streptophyta; Magnoliopsida; Asterales; Asteraceae.